Molecule: messenger RNA, 4156 nt
Organism: Athalia rosae (coleseed sawfly)
Lineage: Eukaryota; Metazoa; Arthropoda; Insecta; Hymenoptera; Athaliidae
Product: serine-rich adhesin for platelets-like
Exons: 6
Coding region: 1312-4050 (912 amino acids)
Source: RefSeq, a predicted model, not a curated record
UUUCUUAGAAUAAUUGGCUUGCGCGAGAUAUUGAUGAGAUUUAGAUUGCCUGGACUACUUUUUAUCUUGGAACAUGACCGAAAUAGGCGCAAUUAUAUCCGUUAUGUCAUCAUCAUCGUUACCGCGGUAAUAAUCCAUCGCGCCAUAUUGAUUAAUUUUCAAUUGUCUGGAAUCCUCAGCAUUUGCGGUGGAUUACAUUGGGUGUAUAUAUCAUUCCACGAACUCAUGUAUCGAUUAUCAUAUUCGAUUUAUUCAAAAUUUAAAACGUGAAAGCCUAAUAUUCCACAUCGGAUAAGUAACGAAUUGAUAAUUGUGCUCAUGCAUCAUUGCAACUCUCUCUUCUUUUUAUUAGGUCAAGUUUAAAAUUCGAAAGUUGUGUGAUAUUAUGCAUGAGCCUAAUUAAUGUAUCUCCUGCUAUCGCGGUAUCGUGAACUAGAUGUUUUUUAAUUGUAUAACCAGGGUUCAUGGAACAUUUCUUUUUUUCAAAUAACUUCUAUAAUUUUCUCGUAUGUAUACUGCUGAUAUCAAAGUAUCACGCGCUGCGAUAAAGUGAUACAAGUCCCACUUUCGGCCGGAACGACUUUUAUGAAUGCAUAUAAAUAAUCCUCCGUAUAACUGAUCUCAAUAUAAUACAAAUUCAUGAUGGUGUAGUGUGCAGAGGAUAAUUGACUGAAGCUAAAAAAAUAUGCGAGGUAAGAAGAUUCGACUCGGUGUCGCGCUUCAUCUAUCACCUGGAACUGUUUGUUUUGAUAAACAAACAAAUUUAUUUCAUACUAGCGUUUUCUUUCUAACGAGUGCUUACAGAAUGGGUUCUUUUUAUGUCUGGGAUAUAUCAGCUCCUAGAGAAUCGUCUACAAGGGUAGCAAUUAGUACUUAAAAACUUAAAGACCGCGUCAACGGAUGCUGCGAGACAAUGUGGAAUGGCCGAUGGCUUUUAUGCCUCAUCGUGGUCGGAGGUGAUUCGAAAAUUACAUUCAUAAACGAUUGCGAAAGUCAUAAUUCGAGCCUCCGUUGUGAUCCAUUGAUAUAAGUCACUGUAGAAUAUACGCUCCAUUAGCUGAUCGAAUCUGCUGCUUGUAAUUCUGCAUUUUGAUAACGAUAAUCUCAGAGAUUAAACCGCAUAUAUGUAUAUUGUCGAUAAGUAAGAUCCAUGGAUUUGAUAAUUCAACAAACUGAACCGUCUCUCAAAAAUUGCAUUACAUGUCUUAUCGAUAUCUGGAUUACAAGUUGAUCAGUACGCACUAUCUUUGUACUUAACGACAGCGUUUCCAUUUGCAAAAUUCAGUGUUGGAAACGCAAGGGGCAUUUUCUAUGAAUGACUCCAAAAAAUCGAAGGAAAGCGAGGUGACCGCUUCGUCAAAUUCAAGAUCUGACGGGAAGAAAAAUGCAUACGACGAUGAUCAAGUUCUAUCAACGAAUCCGACAAUUUCAUCCUCAGAUGAUUUAACCGCCUCCAACCGAACCGUUUUAAAUGGUAAACUGCUGACGUCAGUAGCCAAAGUCACAACAUUCGGUUUUCUUUCGUUUUGUUUUUUUCUUCUCCGAGAACACAGUACUUAUUCCUAUUUUUUUGUUGUUGUAAUACAAGAAGAAACUGCGGCGUCCAGUUCUUUAUUAAAUACUACAAGAUCAAGUUCUCACGGUCAGUCACAUUCUAAGCGACACAUUCGGAGGCCGAAAUCAUACCGCAAAGAAUCAAAGGCAAAAUCACAUGCGAGUAGAAAUAACGUGGUGAGCGGAAAUUCGAUUAACUCCAGCACUGGAGACGGUGGAAUUGAGCCCCAAGAUUUUUUCCGCAAUGCAACUUCGGGAGCAACACCAGGAACUUUGGAUAUAACAACUAGAUCCAUUGCUACGAAAGGGAGUAAAGAUACUCUUGACGAAAGACUGGAGAGACUGUCUUCUAGACUGUCAACCAGUUCAAGUUCUUCGGAUAAUUGGGAUAAUUCUUCAUCGGCAUCAUCAUCGGACGGGGCGUCUGUGAUCGACGAAAAAUCGUCCUCAAUCGAAUUAAUGGCGUUCACUUUCGACGGGGGUGAAGGAGUCCGUCACUCAACUCAGCCAAACGAAGCUCAGAAGUGGAGGGAAACUCUGAAUACGUCUUCACCUGAUGCUAUGGCCGUAAUCCAAACUUCCGAUCAUUCGACCGAACAGUCGAAAUCCACAUUUGCAUCUGAUAAAAUGAUUGAGACGAGGGCAGUAGCAGUUCCGGUAGAUCCGCCGGACCGAGUUUCUAUGUCUAUCGGAAAGAGCAGCGGUAGCAUAAGGACGGAUGAUUCGGUCCUGGCCUCGGUAGAAAGCGAAUCUACUGCGUCAAAAAUCUCAAAUAGUGCAGGCUCGAAAGUGUCAACUGGAUUAGAAGGAGCUGACUCAAAUUCUAUGAAGAAAUCGAAUCAUAGUAGAAGCGAUACUGAUGAGUAUUCUUGGAUAUCAUUGAAUGACAGUCUCAAUGCUGUAUCUCCAAGGAAACUUUCAGACGCCUUGAAGAGGGUGGAAUCCCAAGAGUCGAGGGGUUUUUAUGCCUACAGCAAUUCUACAAUCUCCAACGUCUCAGAAAACACCUCGAAUUCCAAAUCAGAAAUAAGUAAUGGUACCGAUGGUGUUUUGGGAAAGUAUUCAGAAUCUUUGGCAGCAAUACCCGAGGUCGUUCGUGGAUCUGCAGAUCCACGCGUAUCGAGAAACAGCGAUCGUUCGCCAUUUGGAUCUCCAAGUACCCAGGAAGACGUUGCAAUAAUUCGAAAUGUUGAGACGCCUUCACGAUCAACACUUUCAACGUCAGUUUUAUUACCUAGCAAAAGAGACGCAGACGACAGAAUAGCUGAUAAAACAGACGAAUCAUUCCGGUUGACGCUUAGCUUGGACUCCUCAUCUUCGUCCUGCUCCUCCGGUUUAUCGAAAAACAUGCGGAAUGACAUUCACAACACUACGAAUCCGUUUUAUCAAAAACGAAUAAACGAUGUUACUUUGUCGAUUCCGGGAGAUAAACCGGAACGCUGUGAUCUACCGGUCCAGUCCUUAGCUGCUGGGCUACUUCCAGACGAUCACGUUUCCGAGUCCAAAGAACAAGCAUCACCGGAGCAUUCGAAGAAUGGUAGUCACGAUGCAAAAGUAAAGAAUACGUUGAGACCAUCGCCUCCCGGACGCGUCCAGAAUUCGUCAUAUUCUGAAGAAGUUUUGGCAAAUUUGGGACCGACCGUCCGGGAUUCGUUAAUUCGUACGGAAGCAUCGACGACCACUGAGGCUGAUACAGCUGGACAUACUUUGGCACCGAAUACUGACCUCGAAGAAAACUGUAACGCCUCAUCUUCAUUUAAUGUUUUUACACCAUUCAUAAAUUUUCGUAAAACUAUUGGCAAAGUUGUACCUUCCGAAGAUGGUACUCCAAUACUACAGGUUGAUCAGUCUCUAAAUGUCACGACGACCGAAGACAGUCUUUACAUCAUGGAAGGAUUCGGAUUCUUGAAAACAAAUGGGGAUGAUAUUUCUGACCUCGAAGAUGAAAUUACAGAUCGGCGAAGAGACGUCGGAUUUGAUUAUUUCGAAACUGAAAAUUACCCGGGUUAUCCCCCACUGAUUCGGGACCACGAUUCUGGACUCAAAAUCACCGAUCAAAUUGAGUUCGAGGGCGAGCUGCCAGUAAUUAAACAAGGGCCGCUUACCCUUGAGUUGAAGGAAAAUCCCGAAGAUCGAUACGAAGAUCCUUGGUGGCUCAAUUUGGAUGAAACUAAACGAAAAAUAGAACGAUCUUCAAACGAUAAAGACACCGCGAACGAAAUGGGUGUUCAUUCGAGUGGAUUUUCUGUGCUACAAGAAAUCCGGGCAUUUCAAUCUCCAUCGAAAAGCAUUUUCCCCGAGAUAAACCUGUCGAACACCAGUAGCUACCAUCUUUUCCUGUUACCAACGCUUUACAUUUUUAUCGGUAUGUGCAUCGUCGUGGUAGGUUGCAGUAUUUGGUGCAGCAAGGUUUUGGUCAGAAGACAACAACCCAAGCUACCUAAUUUUAAAUACUUUAUCAAACCAAGAGGAACAGCUGCGAAUGCUGUUGUCUGACGGAAUUCCGAAGACCUAUAGUAGAUCAAUUAUUUUAUACACGAACUAUUGUGGCGCAGAUGUAAUUUGUUUUUACGAAAAAAGAAUAAACAUGUAUUAUCAUCGA